UCCAGGUGCACGUCGAUCCCAAGAAGCAUGGCUUUGUGCUAUGACAUUGGAUACACCGAGAUGAGACUUCCCAACCUCGUGGAGCAUGACACCUUGGCUGAGGCUAUCCAGCAGUCGGCCAGCUGGUUGCCCUUGCUGGCCCGAGAGUGCCAUCCUGAUGCCCGGAUCUUCCUAUGUUCCCUCUUUGCUCCAAUCUGCUUGGACAGGGUCAUCUCUCCUUGCCGGAGCCUUUGUGAAGCUGUUAGGAGCAGCUGCGCCCCAGUCAUGGCUUGCUAUGGGUACCCUUGGCCGGAAAUCCUGACCUGUAACAAAUUCCCUGAAGAACACGAGCUGUGCAUCUCCUCAAUCACGCGUGAAAGUGUUUCAAGCAAGAGAAUACCCAGAUCUAGCUGCAGGGACUGUGAACUAGAAGAACCAACCUCGGCCAAGGAGAUCCUGGAAAGCUUUUGCAUCAGUGACUUUGCUGUCAAAAUUAGAAUUUCCAGGAAGAACAAGACUUCCGCCAUUGCUGACUUCGACCUUGACUCAAAGUUGGAAGUUCUGAAGCAUGGUCCUCUUCUCAAGACUGACACUUACCCCAAGCUCAAACAGUGGCUGGAUUUAGAUGUUACCUGUGUUCACAACAUCAUGAGAGGCACAAAUGCAGGUGUCUACGUGAUCGCUGGGGAGGUCCAGCAUAACAAAGGGGUGAUGGUGAACAAGGCAUACGCGUGGCACAAGAAGAACAGAACUCUACAAACGGCGGUGCGGCGAUGGAAACACUACAGAUGCCGAAUCUGAACUGCUUUCAGCCCUGGGGCAAAAUCCAACCCAAUGGCAGAAAACUGCUCCUUUCCUUAUUUCUAGA
Messenger RNA from Sphaerodactylus townsendi, 847 nucleotides. Its product is annotated as secreted frizzled-related protein 5-like. Gene Ontology annotation, biological process: negative regulation of canonical Wnt signaling pathway; canonical Wnt signaling pathway; non-canonical Wnt signaling pathway. The record is from RefSeq and is a predicted model, not a curated record. The coding region runs from base 28 to 780 and encodes 250 amino acids. Gene Ontology annotation, molecular function: Wnt-protein binding. The transcript is spliced from 4 exons. NCBI's taxonomy places the organism in Eukaryota, Metazoa, Chordata, Lepidosauria, Squamata, Sphaerodactylidae.